AUGCAGGGGCCCCCAGCCUCCAAGCGGCUCAGGGCCCCCUCACCCUCUCCCGAAGGUUCCCCAAAGCGUCGCCGCAGCAACCAGGGGCCCCCAGACCCUGCCGGGGCCCCCCCCUGUCCUGCUGAGGGGGCCCCAGCCCCUAUUGAGGAGCCUCAGGGGUCUACUGGGGGCCCCCUAGGGUCUAGCAACGAGUGUACAGAGAGCACUUCUGCUGCUGCUGCUGCUGCUGCUGCUGCUAGGGGGCCCCCCGAUGAUGCCGAGGCCCCCCCUCCCUUUUCUCAGAUGCUGCAGCAGAGGUUUUCUUCAGGGCAGUAUCUGCUGCCGCUGCUGCAGCACGUGCUGCGGCAGCGGCUGCGAGCUGCGUUGAGGGGGGAGCUGCAUACCAUAUCUAUGGGGGCCCCCAAGGGGCCCCCCAAGCAGCCAAGCGGGUUCAAACCCUCACCAGCAGUUGAGUCGUUGCUGAGGAAUGAGAGUUCUGCUGCUGCUUCUUUCCGCGCGCGUAACACGAGCAGCAGCAGCAGCAGCAGCAGCGACAGCAGCAGCAGCAGCAGGAGCAUCAGCAACGCCUCUGUUGAGGCUGUAGCUGGGGCCCUCGCAGCAAAACUUAUGUGCUGCUUGCUGCUGAAGGAGAAGAGCAGCGUGCUGCUGAUGGGGCCCCGUGGCUCUGGCGCUACGACAGCAGUUGAGUGUGCGUUGCGUUUCGUGCAGCAGCAGGUGCAGCAGCAGCAGCAGCAGCAGCAGCAGCAGCAGCAGCAGCAGCUGCGCCGCUUGUUGGUGGUGCGUGUGAACUGCUCUCUCUAUAACAACGACACCGCCAUACUGCAGGCUAUUGUGCGUCGUUUCGUGCAGCAGCAGGUGCAGCAGCAGCAGCAGCAGCAGCAGCAGCAGUUGCGCCGCUUGCUGGUGGUGCGUGUGAACUGCUCUCUCUAUAACAACGACACCGCCAUACUGCAGGCUAUUGUGCGUCGUUUGUGUAUAAGUUUGGAUCAGCAGCAGCUGCUGCAGCAGCAGCAGCAGCAGCAAGAAGGCAGCAGCUUCGGAGACUGGGCGAGGAGGCUACGGGGGCUGCUGCAGGAUAGCUGCGGCGCUUUGGGGCUGGCAGUGGUGGUGGUACUAGAUAGAGCAGAGCCCCAAGAGUUGCUGCUGCUGCUGCAGCAACAACAGACAAACUGCAUGCAACACGCUGCAGCAGCAGCCAGUACACAAACAGCAGCAGCAGCAGCAGAUACACCAGCACCAGCAGCAGCAGCAGCAGCAGCAGCAGCAGCAGCAGCAGCAAAAGAAAAGGAUGAGAGAAUUGCAGCCCGAGCAGCAGCAGCAGCAGAUACACCAGCAGCAGCAGCAGCAGCAGCAGCAGCAGCAGCAGCAGCAGCAGCAAAAGAAAAGGAUGAGAGAAUUGCAGCCCGCUUUAUCCAGUCCUUUAAUGCUGCAAUCGAUAAAGAGCUCAACCAAAAAACACUCAUUGCUGCAUGCGCACGGGCGCUGGCAUUGGGGCGCAGCCCCCGCUGCUUCCUGGUUGCUGCAGUUCGUCCUUUGCUGCUGCUGUCUCCGCCGCUGCCGCAGCUAGCAGCAGCAGCACGGCGUGCUGCUUGGGGGGCCCCCGAGGCCCCCGAGGCCCUCUCCCCCAUCCACUCACCUAUGCGGCAUGCAGAGAGAGAACGCAGCAACUGGAGAGAAGCUAAUCCUGCUGCUGCUGCUGCUGCAGCAGAUGGAGGAUGA
This is a messenger RNA of Eimeria mitis, 1719 nucleotides long. RefSeq lists its product as uncharacterized. NCBI's taxonomy places the organism in Eukaryota, Apicomplexa, Conoidasida, Eucoccidiorida, Eimeriidae. Gene Ontology annotation, molecular function: DNA replication origin binding. Gene Ontology annotation, cellular component: nuclear origin of replication recognition complex; nucleus. Gene Ontology annotation, biological process: DNA replication initiation; DNA replication. The record is from RefSeq and is a predicted model, not a curated record. The coding region runs from base 1 to 1719 and encodes 572 amino acids. The transcript has 5 exons.